Molecule: messenger RNA, 2012 nt
Organism: Mytilus californianus (California mussel)
Lineage: Eukaryota; Metazoa; Mollusca; Bivalvia; Mytilida; Mytilidae
Product: proprotein convertase subtilisin/kexin type 6-like
Exons: 15
Coding region: 50-1831 (593 amino acids)
Biological process (GO): protein processing
Cellular component (GO): trans-Golgi network; Golgi membrane
Molecular function (GO): serine-type endopeptidase activity
Source: RefSeq, a predicted model, not a curated record
AUCGGAAUAGGAUCAGAUUUUGAAAUAUUGCUGGUCAAUCUUAAGGAGAAUGCAGUUGUCACUACGAUUUACUUCUCUUUGGUUGUUUGCUGCUUUGCUGGCGGUUGAGGUUCUAACGGGAGACUCGGAUGAAGCAACAUCUAUUGUAAUCAAGCUAAAAGAAGGAGGGACACCAGAGGACGUUAACACAAUUUUGCAGCGACACCCUCAGUAUGUCAUGGAAAAACAGUUUGAACUAGCUGGACAAGUGUAUUAUCAAUUAAAAAUUGAUAACUCAAAGAUUUUACGUCCGCUCCCUGUGCUAAGAUUGGGUCUAACAGAAGGUAGCACUAAUCCUGCUGAAAUUGGAGAAGAAGAACAGGUUGAAUUCUCAGAGGUACAAACGAAGAAGACAUUUCACCUCUACAAGGCUAAACUCCUCACAGAUCCUGAAUUGAGUGAACUUUGGCAUCUGAAUAAUGACUUGAAAUACUCUAUGAAUAUUGCCGAGGUUUGGGCUGAUGGUUAUACGGGAGCUGGUGUUACUGUUGCUAUAGUGGACACAUUUAUACAGACAAAUCAUACAGAUCUCGCUAAUAUGGAUGUAGAUAAUUCUUACGACUUUUAUGAUGACGACAGUGAUCCAAAUCCUGAUGACCCAACAAUAAGUCACGGAACAAUGGUUGCCGGAAUAGUAGGAGCAACGUAUGGAAAUGAUUUUUGUGCUGUUGGUGUGGCAUAUAAUGCUACACUUGUAGCUAUUGGUCUGCUUGGGGGAACUCAGGAUAGUAGCGACUUGAGUGAUAUGCAAGUUGGAAGAGCUUUGGGACAUUACUCAUCUGAUGUGUCUAUUUAUGUUAAUAGCUGGGGACCAGACACAUCUACUGACUUCUAUACUGUUGGUUCAUUGGCUAAAUCUGCUUUAGUAUCUUUGGCAACAAACGGUAGACAAGGCAAUGGAAGCAUUUUUGUAUUCGCUGCUGGAAAUGGAGGAAGUGAUUCUAACGCAAAUGCCUAUCUACAAAGUAGUAUAUAUGCUAUCUCUGUGGCCAGCGUUGAAUUCGACACAGUGUCACCGUCUGCUGGAUUUGGCGCUAACAUAAUGACGUCUGCAUACGGUGGUGGGGUUUACUAUAAAUCAUUGAAGUCAACAACUCCCUAUGAUGAAUGUUCCGGAAAUGCUGGGGUUGGAUCGUCAUUUGCGGCCCCUGUAGCAGCAGGCGUUAUAGCUUUAAUGUUAGAGGCAAACAACGGAUUAACAUGGCGUGACGUUCAACAUAUCAUCGUCCGAGGAUCCCGGGCACGUGGUUUUAAAGACGAGGAUACUAAAUGGCGACGCAAUAAAAGUGGAUAUUUGUUUAAUCGUAAAAUGGGAUUCGGUUUACUGGAUGCCAAAGAAGUGGUUGGUUUGGCUAAAAAAUGGAAAACAGUUCCGGAACAAGAAUCGUGCACAGUCUUAGGGCCGGUUGCUGUUAACAUGAAUGUCACAAAUGAAGCAUUUGGGAAAUCUCUCAUCAGGGUAGGUCAAAAAGAUUGUGGUAUGAAGUUUCUAGAGCAUGUUCUGGUCACCGUGAAUGUACGCUAUUCAGCAUUCAGAGGUACAGUAGAGCUUGAGUUGAUAUCGCCAGGCGGAACCAGGAUACAGGUCCAAAAUCAAAGAUAUAAUGAUGCUGUUGCAUCCCCGGAGGAGGGUUCAUUCGGAUACACCUACAAAGUUUUGCAUCUUUGGGGUGAGUCUCCCCAAGGACAAUGGAGACUUAUGUAUAAAUCUGUAAACCCGUAUGUUGAAGUUGGACUAGACUCUUGGGCAUUGGAGCUUUAUGGAACCAGAAAAAGACCUGGACCAAAAUAGUCAUUACGUAAUUACGUUAAGGCCAUUUUGAAUUAAUUUUGUACAAAUACCGAGAUAUCUUCAAGAGAGAAAAAAAAAGUUCAUUGCUGGAGAAGACUUUGCAAAUAAAGUCCAUUUUAACAAACAAUUUUGUUGUCCCAAAUUUUUAUAUUGGACUCAGUAAAUAAAAAGAGUACACAUG